UCCCUUACGAAGCAGAUUUAAAAUGUCGACUUAUAUUCCCCCAGGUUGGACCCCAGAGCGUCUGGAAACAGCCACAGCAGCCGACCUCCAAACCCUGCCCGAAGAACAAUUAGCCCUCAUCCCCCUCGCCUCAAUACCCAUCACCAACCGCGAUGCCCGGAAGUUCCUCAAACAAUUCCAAAUAUCUCACGCUGAUCUUGUCCAACGAGAACGCCUCGGUCUGCCUCCCCUCCCCCCGUCACAGCCCCGAGAACAACAACCACCCGCCCCGCGAGAGGAAGCCCCAGAGCAAUUCGUCCAGGUAGUAGAGGAGAAGCGGCUGGAUGAUUUCGGAUUCGUGGUUUUCCGCACCACAUACACAAAUGAGCAAGCCUGGGAGAGGUGGCAGAAGGAAUACGACGAUCUGCUAGAGAAAUCGAUGGAUGAUUGCCAAGGAGGCGGAGUGCAGAGGGUGAGAGAGAAAUUGCUUUCGUCGCUGGUUGAUGAUUCUGAUUUGGACGGGAUGGGGUUGGAAGGAAUUCCUAGUGCUUUUGCAGAGAUAAGGGAGAACGGAGAUGUCCCCCCAGGCUUGGAUGUAGGGAUGUGCAUGGUGGUUGACGAGGCGGCGAUGCGGUCGCUGCUAGAGCCUGUGGAAGGACAGGAGCCGUGGGUGUGGGCGGUUGAUGUUCACCACGAGUUUACGGAAAACCAGGAUGAGAGCGAGUAUCCUGGGUACUUCAAGGUUGCGAUAUCCUCCCUCGUACCGGAUCUCUGGCCUAUGCUAGCUGGACCAGAGAUGCCGCCGCAGGAACUAUGGCCUUUUGCCAGACCGAUUUGGAAGAGUGCUGUGUGAGAUUUCCGAAUGGAGAUGCACAAAGUUUGCACGAAUUC
Molecule: messenger RNA, 870 nt
Organism: Amorphotheca resinae ATCC 22711
Lineage: Eukaryota; Fungi; Ascomycota; Leotiomycetes; Helotiales; Amorphothecaceae
Exons: 3
Coding region: 23-832 (269 amino acids)
Source: RefSeq, a predicted model, not a curated record